AUCUCGCUGCACACGAUGGAUGGAGAUCACUCCCUCGCGUUGCCCAGCCCUGAGAAAGGAUCGUCACUUUCUAAAACCCCUAAAGGCGAGUUUACUCGCCGUGACUCUCGCUCCCAGUCCCUCUCCGGGUCCCCCGUCCCCUGCGCGGUCCCGCCCCGGGGAGGUGGCUCGGGCCCCACCUGCGGGCGGUGCCGGGAGCUCCGCAGCACCAUGGCUGUGGGAGCGCGCCCCGGGGCCACGGUGAGGGGCAGGCAGCCCCGCUGCGGGGAUCGGGACGACCGGGUCUGCAUCCUGCCCGGCGAGGAGGAGGAGGAGGAGGAAGAGGAGGAGGAGGAGAAGGCGGCAGCGGCCGGGGUGGGCGCCCCGCGGACGGGGGAGGAGGAGGAGGGCGCUGGUUGCAGGAAGGUGCGCUUCGCCCUCCUGCCCGGCUCCUACGAGCCGCUGCGCCCGCCGCCCGCCGGGAAGCGCCGCUACGCCCGGCGUCUCAGGCGGUACGGGAAGAACGUCGGCAAAGCUCUGCGGAAGGGAUGCCGCUACUUGGUGGUCGGCCUGCAAGGAUUAGCAACAGCCUACUCUGCUCCCUUUGGAGUGGCAGCUCAGGUAGCAUCUUUUGUCCGCUAGUGCAGUUUUACGCGCCCCACUGGGAAGGAUGACGGGUCAUUGCUGUUUAGGAUUAAAUCGGAGAAACCUCUUGGACAACCCCCUCGGCCAGCGCCUUCCCAGGAUGGAGUGCUCUUCUCUGCAAAAACUUCCAGCGCUUCAUAAAAUCAGAUUGGGUCAAAGAAAUGCAAGGAUGAGGAAAUAAUCUUCGACUAAUUGAGCUGAAGUUCGUUCUCAGACCUGAAGUGGUUUUAUAUGUGGAAGGGAGCCAAGUACAGGUGGAAAAGCAAGAAGCAAGUAGAUGAGGGAGAGAGAAGGGAUGUAGAAGACGGGGGGCAGCUGGGGAGGUGGAGAUACGAGUCUGACUGUUGAGAGGAAUUGUCCAAGCAUUGUAGGAAACAGAUAAUGAAGGAUCAGGAAAAGAUAGUCUUUGUUUUUUGGAUGUCCUUAUUUUUUUUGUCCCUGAAUGGGUUAAGACUAUGAGUAUACUUACAAAUCUACUUGGAUAUAAAUGGACUAUGGUCUGAGACACAGAGAGCUUUGCUGCAUCACAGUUGUUCAUUUCAAACACUGGAAAUAAUGAGCCUUUAAAUUUUAAGACUGAUGUAAAAAUCCAGGAAGAGAAUUAGGUGUGUUUGUCUUUUGAGUUUGGGGUGGGCAUUAAAGUUUCACUGUGAUUGAUAUUUUAAACUUUUCCUCUGCUGCUGUGAAAUUUGCGUGUCAUUCUCUUACUGAGAAUGGAGUUUAUAUCUGAUAUAUCUGAUUCUGGAACCUGGGGUUGGUAGAACUCCCAGUUCCAUGGUGUUCACCAGAAAGGAAAAUGGAUUGCAAACUGCAUCUGAAAAAAACUGCAUACAGUGUUUGGUAUAAGAAUGUACAACCAUUUUAUAUAAGAAUAAGGCCAAAUAACCCAUUUCUGUCUUCAUUUGUGUAUGUGGAAGCUGUAGCGAGAGAAUGUCAACAUCAGAUGGCUCAGCUCAGUGGUGUGGAUGGAGCAGCUUCCAUGUCACACUUCCAGCAAUAUAUAUCUUGUAUUGAUGACACAGGAGCAAGGAGGUUUAUGUGCCUUCAAAAUUCUGUGGGUUUUCAUUUUGUCUGGGUAUUUUUUCUAUCAGUCUUUUGUGGUAGUACUGAAGGAUUUCCCUUGUUAGCAUUUUCUCUGUAUUGUAGAUCUUUCUAGUUUUGAUAGUGGUUUUGUAAUCAAGGAGUUGACUUAGGUUCUGGAAAAUGCUGUUCAUUUGCUUUCUUUGCCUUUUUUGAAUGAAGGGAUUUGCACAUCUUUGCAAACUAGACUGUAUUUCUUUUAAAUAUAGUAAAUAAAAGAGAGGUGGUUUUUUUUUUUUAAUGCUCUUUUCUAAUUGGACUGUAAAUAAAAGUAAUGUGAUCCGUGUAAUGUGUUUACCUACACACAGAAGUAAGCACACAAAGGAGGCGUUUCUCAGCAGUGGCCCAAGCAGCGAGGGGAAGCUGCAAUGUAAACUUCCCCAUUCCUCUGCCUGUGGCCUCAGCACUCUCCUAGGAGGACACGGUUGUAGCCCGGUCUGCAUAGAAAUGCUCAAGAAAGGCAAGGUAUGGAGAUGAGGCUGUAGAGGAUCUAAGGCUGCACGAGUUGGGGUAGGAAUAGCCACAAUGGAGAUUUUGCUCAUUGAUUUCAUGCUCUGGAGCUUCCCUGUGGGAACAUCCUGUCCCUCUGCUCUGCCCCACCGGCAUACCAGAGAGUAUUGAUAACUGCUGCGUCUUCUGCAGUGAGAACAGGGCUGUCCUAACACCCACAUGCUGCGUAUUUUAGAAUAAACUUCAAAUUUUGUUACACCAUUCUAUUUUACAGUGCU
Messenger RNA from Cuculus canorus (common cuckoo), 2432 nucleotides. RefSeq names its product chromosome 3 C1orf115 homolog (gene C3H1orf115). The transcript has 2 exons. Lineage: Eukaryota; Metazoa; Chordata; Aves; Cuculiformes; Cuculidae. The record is from RefSeq and is a predicted model, not a curated record. The coding region runs from base 16 to 621 and encodes 201 amino acids.